This is a messenger RNA of Haliotis rufescens (red abalone), 2805 nucleotides long. RefSeq lists its product as uncharacterized. The coding region runs from base 405 to 1319 and encodes 304 amino acids. Gene Ontology annotation, molecular function: protein binding. The transcript has 5 exons. The record is from RefSeq and is a predicted model, not a curated record. Lineage: Eukaryota; Metazoa; Mollusca; Gastropoda; Lepetellida; Haliotidae. Gene Ontology annotation, biological process: regulation of apoptotic process.
ACGCCGAACAAAAACGAACUCAGUGACUCGUGAAUGGCGACGUUAUUACCGAUGUAUGUUGAAUUAACGAGCUAUCACAUGACUUUAGUCAUGCGUAGCGUAUACAGGUUCAGCAGCUACUGAAACUUACACUGUCUGUGAUCAUUAAGGACCGCCCCAGUGUGUUGACUGGUCUGUGUUGACUAAACAGCUCGACAUAGUGUGUAUUAGAUAGUGCUAUUUACGUUUGACCUGGCCGGUCAUACCCUCUUUGGAAACUCUGCAUACACACCUGUUAGACAGGUCCGCUGAAUUCACCGAUGGACUCAGUUGUACUACAUAUACAGACUGUGGAAACAUAAGGCAAUCCAUGAAUGGUCCACAACGCUGUCUCCUCCAGCAACUACAUCAUGUGGUGAACGUUGAUGAUGACGAUGGAGUUGCCCUCGGCUGACUGGGAGCUGAAUAUCCUCAUGUUGAGGAUAGGCCGUGAGCUGGACGACGAUGACUUCCAGUCCAUGAAAUUCCUUUGUUCAGGUCAGAGAGGAGUCCCGCAGGGCGUACUGGAAAGAUUGUCCACUCCCCAGAAGUUCUUCACAUAUCUGCGGGAACGCCGAAUGUUGUCACGUGACAACCUGUUGCUAUUGCAAGCGUUCCUGUGGCACGUGGGUCGCCUUGACCUUCACCAGAUGGCCAGUGACUAUGCACGGAAGGUGGGGAGCGUCCUGCACUUCUUCUCACCCGAUGGUCAACCAGAGUCGGGAUACGAAAACGUCAAGUUCCACGUGGAGGGUGACCUUGACAACUUCCAGAGACGUGAGCUGGAGGACCUCCGAGCCAAUGUAGCACGACUGUUGUUCAUCCCACCAGAGUUCGUGUUUGUGAGUGGCCUUGAACCUUCCAACAGCCUGUUGAUCACACUCAUGAUCAGCUCGUUCUGCGCAAAAACGCUCAGGGAUAUAGCGACCUCCGUUGAAGGAAGACAACUCCGAAAGCUUGGCGUCGAUACUCUAUAUUUUGGCGAAGAGGAGGUUAGGGUUCAAGACACGCCCCCUUUGACCCGGAAGUGCUCAAUACAGGAAGAAGAAAUGAUAGAGAUGUACAAACGGACUCAUGAACUGGAGGUCAGGGUCACACAGAUGGAAAUAUCAAGUGUUGAAGUCAAGGAAGAACAGGAGGAUAGAGAGAAUGAACUUAUCAACAUGCGAGCUAAAGAAACGUAUUUUCGAGGACUGCUGUGUGCUGCACUUGAUAGCAAGACCAGGGGACAAGCGUCGUCAGCACAGCCCGUACAGUCUAACUUACCUCUUUGUCUUGAAAAUGGUCGGUUUGUGAUUUAGUAUUCUUUAUAGCCAAUCGUGUGACGCGAUUGUUUACAAGGUGCUGUUGUAAAGCUGUUACAUGCGGCAUAAGAGAUCAAUCACUCUCCAGCGUGUGUGUUGUUUGGUUAGAACUAGGUCGGCUUAUAUAGUCGUAUCGUGUGUAAAGAGAUAGGGCGAUCCGUUUUCGUUAAAUUGGUCACUGCUGCCGAAGAACUGCAUGUUUAAAAAAGUGAUUUCUAAGAAAUACAGCACUAGGAGAAGAGCUGUCCAGGGUUGGGAAAAGGCAUUGCAAUACGGCGUCGUGAAUAUUAUGGCGCACAAAAGGGCUGUAUAGUAUGUGCUACGAUGUCGUAAGUCAUUAGAUGUAUUGCGAUGUCUUAAAGAUUACGGCGCACGUAAAAUGUCGUAUAUGGUGUUAGCUAUAACGUAAUUCAAACGAUGAGAAACGAUGUCGUUAAGAAUACAGUGCUCUACGUAGACGUCACGAAUCCCGUCUACAAUACUGCGUCGUCGUAAAGAUAACGGUUACCUCCACGUCGUAAAGACAAGUUGUACGGCGGCUCGUAAAGGAGACGAUGCCGCACGAUGUCCAAAUGUACGAAGAAUGAGUGUUUCUGUUGAAGAAACGGCUAUGUGAUGUCGCAAAGCUAAGUGAAUUAAAUUGUUUCUGUUUAAAACAAAACACAAAUACACUGUACCACACGUCCUCGCUUAGUGUUCAGGUGAACAAUUAACAUGCCUUUGCAUGUAUUUGUGACGGAUGAUGCCACCGUUUGGGAAGGAUACGCUCGCCUUUUCGCGAACACCUGGUGUCAUCACUGUUUGAUAGUGAUUCAUAAACACAUGCUCAUGAUGUGGUCGGAAUCGUAUACAAUGGACUUAGUAGAGAUUCCUUAUGAUGAUGGAAAUGUUUUUUUCUACUUUUAUUUAUGUGGGUCGAUAGGAAUCUAAAAAUGGUAAAAUAUAAUAUCAGUAUUUUUGAUUAACAUGGUUAUACAAUAAUUAAUCACUCAUUAAUCAGUCUCGUCAAUCCCAUACAGUGAUCGGCGUUCUCCGUGGUCAUCUGCCCGCGAGUACACAGCCCGUGUUUUGAUGCGAGACGAAUCGGCUGGUAGCUGCAUAUUAUAACGGCUGCAGAGAUAAACUUGCUUAACAAUAAACAAUUAAUGCUUUAAAUAAGAAAAGAGGAUUAACCACAUGCUUAGAUUAUCUCAAUCUCAUUAAAAUCAGAUACAAGUUCUUGCUAUCAACGAGGACAUCCCAUUACAGAACAAUUGCAACCUUUCGCGAACUAUGACCUACCAAUGAAAUGACUAACAGGAAGUCAACGUUAGCCACUUAGAAGGCAGCUUUCUUAGCUUGGUGGUACUAGUUUCAAAGUUGCGACUUCCAUUCCAGAAUUCUUUUAAAAGUAUGUUGAAUAAGUCAUACAGUCCGUAACAGUUGUUUUGUGUUGAGCUUUAGAGCUUGCAUGAUUAGAAAACAUAUUCCGGUGACAAUGUAA